Molecule: messenger RNA, 5510 nt
Organism: Acanthopagrus latus (yellowfin seabream)
Lineage: Eukaryota; Metazoa; Chordata; Actinopteri; Spariformes; Sparidae
Gene: cgnl1
Product: cingulin-like 1
Exons: 19
Coding region: 252-4199 (1315 amino acids)
Cellular component (GO): myosin complex
Source: RefSeq, a predicted model, not a curated record
UUCAGGAGGCGGAGCGGCCCGGAGGGUCGGACGUAGUUUUGAAACUCUCUCCCUGUCUCAGAGAAAACAGCACAGCACUAAAUAAGUUAGCGAGUUGUGGCGUGGGCACUUUGCUCCACCGUUUAUCUCGUUUUUUGAACCCUUUCAAACAAACUUUUUACAAUCUGCGAUAAGUGAUCCGGAGCGAGACACGACGUUGAGGUGGGCCACCUGAUCCAGGCAGAGGGAUUUAUUUUCCUUCUGCAUUCCUGAUGGAGUCUUACCGAGUGACUGGCAUUCCUAACAGCGGACCACAGCAGGGCCACACUCAGCCGACCCGCCCAUCCAGGCCCCACAGUAAUGGAGCUGGUACAUAUGGUCUCAGCAUCCGUGUCCAGGGGAUAGAUGGACACCCCUACGUGGUUCUCAACAACCAGGAAAGGGGUCCGCAAUCCUAUAUUGACCCUAACAGUAAUGGGUACAUCGACACAGAGGGUUCUUUUAUUGAGAACUACAAUGAGUAUGAUUUCAAGGGAGGGAAGGAGGCUGGAUCCAACAGCCCCUUCAUGGAGUACAGGUCUCAGAAGAUGAUGCAAUACACGGGCUCUCAAAAUGGCGUCGCAGAUUCACAAGGGAAGAAAUCAUCCUCCCUUCUGAACUUUCAGAAGCACCCGGAGAUACUGCAGCCAUAUGAUCCUGACACCAACUCACUGAACUUUGAUGGUUCCCGCAGCCUGCCAUCAAGGUCUCUGCCUCCAGCUGGGACUGGGAACCAGCAGCGAGGUCUCUACUCUAAAUCUGCUGUGCUUGAAACACCCCACUCCAAGCCAUCAAGCUGGGACCAGAGUAGGGGUCCUGCCCAGCAAGAGAAAAGGCAACUUCCAUCCCAGGGCCUGAGUGAAACUGCUCUGUCCAAGCAGAAGUCUUUGCAUCCAUCCCAGCUCGCUCAGCCUCAGACAAGGACACAGUCAAAAGUGGCAGAACCGCAGUCCAAAGCUUGUUUCACCAACCUGAAUCAACCUCAGUCUAAGCCAGUCUCCAAAACCCAGCACCAACCAGUGCCUCCAGCCCAGCCUCAGCCCUCAACUGUGUCCAGUCCCGCCAGUGAGCACACCAAGACGGCAUGCAUAUCCCCCACUGCCAUGAGCAGCACAAACUCCAGCCUGGAGCGCUCCCGCCGUGAGCCUGAUGUCCUUCCUCUACGCAGAACUGACUCCAGUGGGCCAGUCCUUCAGUCCUCUUCCCGCUCACGCCAUUCUUCCUCAUCUUCCACCUCUAAGACUCUGGUAGAUGAACAAAUGGAUGCCCUUUAUGCAGACACCAUCAACCGCCACGAGAACCGUCGCUACAUCCCUUUCCUCCCCGGUUCAGGCAGAGACAUUGAUACAGGCUCCAUUCCUGGUGUCGAUGAGCUCAUUGAAAAGUUUGAUGGCCAAGUUGGCAGCCAGCAGCGCAGGGGCAGGACAGGGCGCAGGAACAGAAUAAACCCAGAGGACAGGAAGCGGUCACGCAGCGUGGAUAGUGCCCUCGGCUCUCGAGAUGGUUACGCGGGGUUUACCCGCCAGCAAGGCACAUCAAUGGAGCAUGUCCUGCGGCCCUCGCAGCUACGGCUACAGAAAACAGCCGGCAGUCAGGACUCCUGGAUGACAGCUGUAGAUGGUAAAGCUGACUCCAGAGCUUCGUCUCGUGCCACUAGCGCACCCGGCUCCCCUCAGAGCACCAUCUCUAAAGGUGUGGGCUUCAUACAAGGUUACAAAAAACCACAGACUCGCUCCUCUUCACUACCAUUCAAGAGUAAAGAGAGCGAGGACAGUGCCUCUUCAGCCGGAAGUGUUUCGACGACAACACUGUCAACGUCGCUAUCUAAGACUUCUUCAGCUGCAGACAAAAAGUCCAGUGCAGAGACAGAUGUUCAGGCGACACCUGAUCUUCUGAAAGGUCAGCAGGAGCUUUCACAACAAACAAAUGAAGAGACUGCAAAACAAAUUCUGUUCAGUUACCUGAAGGACGGUAGCAACGACAAUGAUGAAACAACAAAGAGAAAAGUUAACCUUGUCUUCGAGAAGAUACAGACGUUGAAGUCUCGGGCCACAGCGAGUUCACAAGGGGACACCAAAUCCCUGGACUUUUCUGCUCAGGCCAAAGCUCUGCAGGAGCAGAAUGCUGAACUGGAGAAAGAAAAGACUGAACUGAAGAAACAACUUGAGAAGAAUCAGGCUGACAGGAAGACAGCAGCAGGUUUGAAGGAGCUGCAGCAAGAGCUGGAGAGGAUUUCAGAAGAGUGCAAACAUCUUAAGGAAAGACUGGCCAAAACCGAGGCUGAGCUCCAGACCACAGUCGAGGAGCUGUUCCAGGUGAAGAUGGAGAGGGAGCAAUACCAGACGGAGAUCAGAGACCUGCAGGAUCAGCUGUCAGAGAUGCACGACGAGCUUGACUUGGCAAAGAAGUCAGGCGCCGAUGGAGAGAAAGACAUCCUUAUGGCGGAUAUGAUGCAGCUGAAGCUUGAGAUGCAGGAACUUCUCCUGGCCAAGGAGGAGCAGGAGGAGGUGCUGAGGAGGCGAGAGAGGGAGCUGACAGCACUGAAAGGAGCUUUGAAGGAGGAAGUGGCCGCUCACGAUCAGGAGGUGGACAAGAUGAGGGAACAGUACGAGAAGGAAAUAAGCAGGCUGCAGACGUCUUUGGAGGAGGCCAAGCAGAGCAGCGCAGCAGUGGUCCGUGAGAGGGCUGAAGUGGAGGCAGCCAAGGGUGCGUUGGAGGGCCAAACAGGACGGCUGACCCAAGAAGCCGAGCGGCUGCGCAGGCGGGCACAGGAACUGGAAAAUGAGGUGGCGAAACUCAACCGCAUCAUCGACGAGGCCAAGCUACAGGAGAGCAGGCUGGGGGACAAAGUGGGCCGUUUGGAGAAAGAGAAAAAGCAGUUGGAAGAAUCUUUGGCUGAAAUUAAGGAGCAAGAAGAGGAGGUGUCACGUGCCAAUCGCGCAUUGACCCUUCGGUUAGAGGAUGUGCAGCGGAACUUGACAAAACUGAACAUUGAACACAAGGAUCUGGAGGAGAGGUUACAAGAGGAGAAGACUCAGAAGGAGCAGUUCAAGAGCAUGAAGAACAACAUCGAGGAUGAGAGGAGGCUCCUGGACCACACAGUGGAGAAACUCCAGAGGGAGAUGAACAGUAUUGUGGAUGCCUCCCAGUCGUCCACCCGAGAGCUGCAGGAGCAGAUCGACAUUUAUAAAGAGAAGAACCGUCGGGAGCUGUCGGAGCUGCAGCGGCUUCUGAGGGAGCGAGGACAGGAGCUAGAACAGUACCUACUGGCUACAAAAGCCCUGCAAGAUCAGUUAUCACACCAAGGUGAGGAGCUGCGGCGGUGUCAGACGGAACGAGAUGAGGCUGUGCUCAGAGAGAAGAUGCUGGAGGCAAAAGUUCAUGAACUGGAGGCAGAGGCUGAGACAAAAGCCCACAGUAAAGAAGACAAAGCUCGACAUGUCAAACUCAUGGAGGACAGAAUUGCUCAGCUGGAGCUGGACCUGGAAGAGGAGCGUCAGAGUGGAGACCAGCUGAUGGACAGGAUAGACCGAGGAAGAGAGCAGGUGGAGCAGAUGAGGAAUGAACUCCUGCAGGAGAGGGCUAGCAGACAGGACCUGGAGUGUGACAAGAUGGCUCUGGAGAGACAGAACAAAGACCUGAAGAGCAGAGUGUCUCAUUUCGAGGGCUCCCAGAAGUCUAACAAAGAGGGCCUGGUAGCCCAGCUGGAGGGCCGCAUACAGGAGCUGGAGGAGAGACUGGAGGGGGAGGAAAGGGAGCGCGCCAACCUGCAGCUGGUGAACCGCCGGCUGGAGAGGAAGGUAAAAGAGAUGAUGAUGCAAGGCGAAGAAGAACACAACACACUGCAAGAUCAAAGGGACCAACUGAAUCUACGUUUAAAGGCCUUGAAGCGGCAGAUGGACGAAGCUGAGGAGGAGAUCGAUCGCCUGGAGCACAGCAAGAAGAAGCUGCAGAGAGACCUGGAAGAGCAACAGGAGGCCAACGAUGAGCUCCAGAGCCAGCUCAAGGCUCUGAGGACUGAGAUGAGGCGUAAGAACACCUCCGCCCCCCUGCUCAACAGUCUGCACGACGACGACGACGAUGAUGACAUCAGCACAGAUGGGGAGACGUACUUCAGCUCAUCAUUGGGCUACAAGCGCCGCUCGAGUCAGGACAACAUCCUGUCCACCUUCAGUCUGUGAACCAAGUCAGAGAUGACGCACAUUCAUCGCUGUCGGACCAAACGGCCACGUGCUCCUGAAGUCAACUGUACAUAUUACACCGAAUUAUCUGUGAGACUUUCCGGCUGAUAUCUGGAUAAUUUAAGAUAUUUGUUUGUGAAAAUCCACGAGUUCACAUCAUUGUCCAGGAUAUUAAUACUCAAUGUCCAUGAAUUCACUCAGUAUUAAUGGAUGAAAUCAUUAAAUUUUGGAUGUUUUAGUCGGUCUCGUAGAAAAUGUAAUGUAUAUACUGUUCAAUCUUACAUUCCCACAUUUAGUCUUAUGUAAAUUUGUCAAUUCUAUUCUCAUUAGAUUUUCCCUUAACAAAUGGAUUACACACGUUGUCAAUGAUUAUUUUAGUAGUAGUAAACUUGAAAACGCACUCUUUAAUGCACUGUAAAACAACUCAACCAGUACUGCCUUUUGUGAACAAUAUGAAGUUAUCAACUGUUGCUUUUUUAUGCCUAUCAAUUAUGUUAAAUUCACAUACAGUUUCUGAAUAUUCAUUUUUGUAUCAUUCAGUCAAAUAAAAUAUAUUUACCUUAUUUUUUUUAAAGAAUGAAGAUCAAAUUACAAAUAUAUGAAGUGAGAAGUGACAGGUUUUUUUUUUUUUUAUUUAUUCAUGGUUGAAAGUAAAAAAUCCUGACUCAGUGAGGGAUUUAGGGAACAGUAAAUGAGGGACUUUAUACACAUCCAUUUUUAUACAGUUUUAUACAGUUUGAUGACCAAUAAUAGAUGAUGAUUUUAUUUUAUCACACAGGUUUCUCCAAAUAUCCGUGACAUCACAGUAUUGCUUGUACAUCUACUGGAAAAAGGCUGCUGCAUGAAACCCUGUGGAACUUUUUUUCUUUUUGUCUUUUCUGUGAUUGUUGUAACAGUUACAGCGCCAACGAAGCCAAACAUAUCAAAACCGCUUCAUCUCUCGACGCAAUCAUUUUACUGGAAACACUUUGAUUUACCUUCUGUCUUUGGUGAUUUCUCUCUGACUGGGGCAGUGUUAUACUGAACGUGGUUUAAGUCUUUUUGUUUAACCUCAUACGUGUGUGACGCCUGCAGAAGAAGACGUGCGGACGUUGUUGAAAUUUUCCCUGAACUGAAUGAGGGAGUUUCUUCACCUUAGAUAAAUUGUCAAUGAUGUUUUUUCUACAAUGUGAUGAUUUGCACUCUCUGUUGGUCUGAUGGCUGUGGAGGGAGAGUGAAUGAGAUGUAUUCCUGUCACUACCUCUCUGUACACAUUUGUAUGUUCAUAAAUCCUGCUGAGACUAAAAAUAAAGUUACUUCCAGUUACUCUCA